Parus major (Great Tit) is the source of this 1609-nucleotide messenger RNA. It is a transcript of the gene PAX1, whose product is annotated as paired box 1. Gene Ontology annotation, molecular function: RNA polymerase II cis-regulatory region sequence-specific DNA binding; DNA-binding transcription factor activity, RNA polymerase II-specific. Lineage: Eukaryota; Metazoa; Chordata; Aves; Passeriformes; Paridae. The record is from RefSeq and is a predicted model, not a curated record. The annotation marks the transcript as partial. Gene Ontology annotation, biological process: regulation of transcription by RNA polymerase II; anatomical structure development. The transcript is spliced from 4 exons.
UGUGCCGUGCUGUACCGGGCCGAACCGGGCCGAACCGCUCCGUGCCGCCCCGCAGAGCACACGUACGGCGAGGUGAACCAGCUGGGCGGAGUGUUCGUGAACGGGCGUCCGCUGCCCAACGCCAUCCGGCUGCGCAUCGUGGAGCUGGCCCAGCUCGGCAUCCGGCCCUGCGACAUCAGCCGCCAGCUCCGCGUGUCGCACGGCUGCGUCAGCAAGAUCCUGGCCCGCUACCACGAGACGGGCUCCAUCCUGCCCGGGGCCAUCGGCGGCAGCAAGCCGCGGGUCACCACGCCGGCCGUGGUCAAGCACAUCCGCGACUACAAGCAGGGCGACCCCGGCAUCUUCGCCUGGGAGAUCCGCGACCGCCUGCUGGCCGACGGCGUGUGCGACAAGUACAACGUGCCCUCGGUCAGCUCCAUCAGCCGCAUCCUGCGCAACAAGAUCGGCCCGCUGGCCCCCGCGGGCCCGCCCGCGCCCGCGCUGCCCUGCGCGCACCUCUACCAGUGCCCGUACCCCGGAGCGGCCAAGGCCGGCCCGCACCCCCCCGCGCCCCUCGCCGCUCCCCCGGUGCCGCUGCCCCGCUCCUGGCCCUCGGCGCACUCCGUCUCCAACAUCCUGGGCAUCCGCAGCUUCGUGGAGCAGGCGGGGGCUCUGGCUGGCACCGAGGGGGCUGCGUACCCCCCAAAAAUGGAGGAGUGGCCCAGCGUGAGCAGGAGCGGCUUCCCCGGGCCGGGCCAGGCGGUGAACGGGCUGGAGAAAGCCGCGAUGGACGGCGACAUCAAAUACCCGCAGCCCGGCGCGGGGCUCUCCUCCAUGGGCACCUUCCUGCCGGCCUGCGCUUACCCCCCCUCCAGCCAGCCCGGCGUCUACGGCGGCUCCCCCGGCGCCUACAUCGCCCCGGGCCCCCACUGGCAGCCUCAGGGGACCCCCCUGGGCCACCACGGCCACGGCGUCACCGGCCCCGGCGGCGAGCUGGCCACGGCCUUCAAGCAGCCCGGCAGGGAAGGGCUGGACAGAAAACCCCCCAGCCCCGCGGGGAAAGCUCCGGAGCCCCUGAGCGCCAUCCACGGAAUCUCCAUCCCGACCUCCUCGUCCUAGAGCCGCCAGCGAGAGCAGCUGCCCAGGGAUUCCUGGAGCUCCUGGAAUGUCGCCGCCAGCUCCCGCGGCCCGGGAGCGAAGGCCGGAGCCGGGACACGGGCACAGCCCGGGCGGUGACAGGUGACAUUCCCGGAGGGACUCUCUGCCUCCCUUGGACCAGGAAGGGACGACGGAAGAGACUCAGACUUCCUUCUUUAUUUUAUUUUAUUUUAUUUUAUUAUUUUAUUUUCUCCCCCUCGCUUUCAGUUUUCCCUUCUCCUGCCCCGUAUUCCCGAGGACUGUUGGAUGCUGUGAUCCCACCCCCGCCCUCCAGGCACUGCCGGGAGCAUUCCCGGCUCUGUCCCAGCCCAGGGGAGCAAUUCCUGGCUUCCCCGAGGAGCAUCCGUGCUGGAGCCUCCCCUCCAGCCCCUCUCCAGCGCCCCUGCCCCGGGAUGGGACCGGACCGAGAGCGCCAGGACGUUUUGUGGGGUAUUUUUAUAGCAAGGAACCUCAAUAAAAAGUGACAACGGCG